Messenger RNA from Microthlaspi erraticum, 537 nucleotides. Lineage: Eukaryota; Viridiplantae; Streptophyta; Magnoliopsida; Brassicales; Brassicaceae. The record is from the annotation of a GenBank genome assembly.
AUGCGCAUGUACCAUCGAGGAGAAAUCCCGCCAAUGGACGGCGAUAGGUCCCAAGGAAAAAGCUUCCCGCCGAGACCACCAAAAUCUGGGCAACAGGAGAAGCGCGGACGACAACCCCGUCCGAGGAAGGAUGCAGAAAAGGCGGAAGCCCCGCCCUUGGGAAGAGGAAUCGUGACGACCACGACGACCUACCCCACCACCGAAGCGACAAGACGCAAGCGGAUUAGAUAUCCCCCACCUCGACCCCUCGUGGUCACGUUGCAGAUUCACGACUGUGACGUCGCAAAGGUUCUAAUUGAUACUGGGAGCACGGUGAACCUCAUCUUCCUAGAGACACUGGAUCGCAUGGGAGUGGAACAGGAAUCCAUCAAACCCACAUCCCGUCCCCUCACCGGCUUCACCGCCGAAUACACCUACAGUUGGAACAGUUCGGCUCCCCGUUUAUGUCGGCGGAAUUUCGAAGCUCCUGAAGUUCAUUGUCAUGGACAAACCGGCCAUCUACAACGCAAUACUGGCACCCCCUGGCUCCACGAAUGA